Messenger RNA from Drosophila pseudoobscura, 6768 nucleotides. RefSeq names its product CREB-regulated transcription coactivator (gene Crtc). The record is from RefSeq and is a predicted model, not a curated record. Gene Ontology annotation, molecular function: cAMP response element binding protein binding. Gene Ontology annotation, cellular component: nucleus; cytoplasm. Lineage: Eukaryota; Metazoa; Arthropoda; Insecta; Diptera; Drosophilidae. Bases 1403 to 3961 code for a protein of 852 amino acids. The transcript has 2 exons. Gene Ontology annotation, biological process: positive regulation of transcription by RNA polymerase II; protein homotetramerization.
AUAUUUAUGAGCCGCAGACGAUAUAUGUUAUCGAUACGUCCCUGUCUGAAUUCAGUGUUGGUUAAAGGCAGCAGAAGAAAAGAUACGAAAAAGUAAGGAAAAAACAAAACAAAAGUGCAAUAAAUAGUAAAAAUACAACGCGCAAUAGCGGGCUAGGUGUUAGGCAUAAUAUAACCCACAAUCGCAAAGGCCAGUAAGAGGCCUCAAAAGCAGAACGAAAAAGGCAGCGAAAAAGAUACGAAGAUGAGCGAAGAAGAAGAGAAACAGCAGCAGCAGCAGCAGUCGUGAGCAAUAAUAAUUUUUGUUCUGUGCGCGAGAGUGCAACGAAAAUAUAACAAAAUACACAAAAAUAAAGCAAAAAUUCAGGAAAAGUAAAGGAGAAUCAGCAUAAUAAAAGAUUGCUGAAAAGUGCGCCUUGGCCCACUCUUCCCCCUUACACACACAUCCCCACAUCUUCUGCACCCAAAAAAAGUGUGUGCCUGUGUGUGUGUGUGUGUGUGUGCCUCUCUCUGUGUGCGUGUGUUUGUGUGUGAAAAACAAAAGCCAAAUCGGACCAGAGGCAGACCCCCUAAGAAUAACUGUAUAUCAAGGAAAUGCAAUAUAAAAGGGGAACGCGACGCCGUCGCUGACGCCUGCUGCUGCGCCGUGCUGUAAUCCCCCUGCCCACUCCCCUCAAAUUGUGCAAAGGGGCAAGGGGUCAAAAGGCAACAAACGAAAUACAAAAAAAGAGGUCAAAGGCGCAACACAAAAAAAAAGUUUUUGGCGGCGUGCGGUAACCAAAAGAAUAUACAAAAAAGUGCCAAAAGCAGCUGAGAGAGAGCGCAAAAACAAAAAAAGAACACAAACGUCGCAGUUUUUCUGUAAAAAACAAUAAACGUGAGCCCCGCGCGUGCGUUUGUGCAAGCGAGCAAACAACAAAAAGAAGAAAUACUUAAAGACUCCAAUUAGAAGUCGAUUUUUUUUAUCACAUAACAACAAAAACAACCGAAAAUCAAAGCUGGUUUUAGUCCAAUCAAAAUAUAACGUUUAAACAAGAUCCAAUACGAAUUCUAAACGGAUUCCAAUAAGCAACACAAAAACGCGGCAAAGUAACAAAACGAGAAAAAUACGCAAAAAAAAAAGAGUUAGGCAAAAGCAACAACGAUAAAAGCAGCAGAAGCUGCGCGCCAAAAAUAUUAAAUUCUUUUAAAUAAGAUUUAAUCAAGAAAAGGCUGCAGCAACAAAAACAUCUCAAGUCCAAUUGGAGUUGACUGGACGAGAGACGAGAGAGAGAGAGAGAGAGAGAGUGAGUGAGAGAGCCGACUCCAAAUACCGACACACAAAGAGAGAGUCGCUCUUGUCCAAGGAAAUUUUUGUUGUCUUAGCCGCGCGCUUUGCAUACACCGGAACACACACCAGGACAAUGGCCAAUCCUCGCAAAUUCAGCGAAAAGAUUGCCCUGCAGAAGCAGAAGCAGGCCGAGGGCACGGCAGAGUUCGAGCGGAUCAUGAAGGAGGUGUACGCCACGAAGCGGGACGAGACGCCGGCCACACAAAAGAUACUGGAUUGCCUGGGUGGCGGUCAGGAGGUAAGCCAUUCCUCGCCAGGAGCGGGAAACGGCACGGGUGGAGGGGGGGGAGGCAGCGGUUCCGGCAGUGGGGCCAGCGGCGGGGGAGCAUCGCCAGAUGGCAUUGCCGGAGGAGGAUCACCGACAGCCUAUCGUGAGUCGCGGGGACGCAGCGUGGGCGUGGGACCCAUGAGGAGACCCUCGGAACGGAAGCAGGAUCGCUCGCCCUACGGCAGCAGCAGCACCACGCCACAGACGAUGGACAAUGGCCAGCCAAAUCCACACCUGCUCGGUCCCCCCACGUCGGACAGUCUGUGGCGCCGCUCCAGCUCGGACUCGGCGCUCCACCAGAGCCUCAACAUGGCCGUGGCCGCCGAGGCGGGGGGCUUCGGCACGGACAUGAACGCGCUGCACGCCAACUACCUGCAGCAGUCGCCGCUCCACCAGCAACAGCAGCAGCAACAGACAGUCCACCAACGAUCUCACUCGCCGCACCACCACAUAGGCCGCAGCUUCAGUCCGCAGGCGCAGCGGAGAAAGCCGCCCACGCUGCAGCCCCACCAGCUGCAGCUGCAGCAACAGCAUCAGCAGCUUCUGCAGCAGCACCAGAUGCACCAACAGCUGCAGUUGCAGCUUCAGCAGCAGCAACAGCACCAGCACCAACAUCUGCAACAUCAACAGCAGCAGCAGCAACAUACCACGCCAUACAACGCCAAAUUUUCCAACUCACUGUUUCGUCCGCUCCAGGAUCAGGCCAACUACGCCAACACCGGCUCCCUGCCCGAUCUCACCGCGCUACAGAACUAUGCCCCCCAGCAACAGCACCAGCAGCAGCAGCAGCAGCAACAGCCACCGCAGCAACAACAGCAGCAGCAGCAGCAACUGCAACAAACCCUUUCGCCUGUCAUGUCACCGCACAAUCACAGACGCGACCGGGAUCAGUCGCCCAGUCCGUUUAGUCCAGCAGGAGGAGGAGCAGGAGGUCCUGGCUCGCCCUACCAUCAGCAGCAACACUCGCCCACGUCCGCCAAUGCGACGGGAACUGGAACGGGAACAAACACCACGACGCAGCAGCCCUCCACAUCGCCUCAUCUGUCAUUCACGAACCUGGCCACCAAUCAGGCGGCAGCGGCUAGCGGCACGUUCAGUCCGCUGCCCACCCUGGGGCCACACAACAGCUCUGCGUCCUCGGCCAACCUCACCGACUACCGCCAACCACCGAAUCCGCCUAGUCCACGCUCCUCGCCGGGUCUUCUGAGCAGCGUAUCCGCCACGGAUCUGCACUCGAGCGCCCCGGCCAGCCCCAUCCGCCAGCAGCAGCAGCAGCCAUCGCCGUCGCAGUCGCAGCAGCAGCAGUCCCAACAGCAGCAACAGCCGCAGCAGCAGUUCGAUGCCUCCUACAACAGUCUGAAUACCUCGUUUCACAAUCAGUUUGAGAUCUUCUCGCUGGGCGACAGCAACUCGUCGCCGGAACAGCAGGGAUUCGCCAACAAUUUUGUGCCCCUGGACUUUGAUGACCUGAGUGGCGGCGGUCCCGGCGGCAGUAGUGGCAAUGGAGGAGGUGGUCUGACCAACGGCUCCAAUGGUCCCUAUCACAACAAGGAGCUGCUAGACUUUAACGAGUUGAGCGGCAGUCCCGAGGGUGGGGCGAACAACAACAACCUGAGGAGGCUGAACAACAACCUGAACAACAAUGGGCACAGCAAUGGCGUGGGAUCGCCGCACAAUGGCAGCACAAACCUAAAUGGAGCCGCCAACAACAAUAGCAGUAGCACCGCUGGCGGUGGAUCGAACGGCGGCGGUGAGCCUCUGACCAUUGUCGCCUCGCCAAUACCCUCGCCAUUAGGAUGCCCCAGCUCGCCGCUGCCUAUACCCAUGUCGGGACAGUCUUCGCCGCAGCAUCAGCAGCACCACCAUCAUCAUCAUCAGCAGCAGCAGCAGCAGCAACAACAUCAGCAACACCACCACCAGCAACAACAACAACAACACCAGCAGCAGCAGCAAUUGUCGCUCUCGUUGCACCACUCGCCACAUCACUCGCCGAUGCACUCGCCGCAUCACACAAACUCGCCGCUUUCAAGCAGCUCGCCGGUUAGUAAUAACGCCUGCAACUCCAAUGUACUAAUGAUGAACCAACAGCAUCAACAGCAACAGCAGCAGCAACAACACCACCAGCCACAGCAGCAGCAGCAGCACCACCAUCAUCACCAUCAGACCAACGCGACUGCGAAUAUACCGGCGAUCAUAUUCAGCGAUUACUCCUCAAAUGCGGACUUUUCGCGCGAGAUCUUUGACUCGCUGGACCUGGAUCUCGGCCAGAUGGAUGUGGCCGGCCUGCAGAUGCUGUCCGACCAGAAUCCCAUAAUGAUUGCCGAUCCCAAUAUCGAGGAUAGCUUCCGGCGCGACCUCAACUGAUACUAUGAGGAGGCUGUUGCGGCCAUCGAGAGCGGAGUGCUGCUGGAGGACACCUUCGAGGCGCUGCUGGACUCCGUACCGGUGUCUGCUGUCCUUCCGCCCACUAGCAGCAGCAGCAGCAGUGCGGAGGCAGCAGCAACAGCCGCGGAUAGGGAUAAGAAGGAGCUGGAGCUGGAGGCGGUGGAACUGCUCGUACCUGGGGUGAUGGAUGAUCUGGUUGACUCCAGCGACCUGGACGAGGAGGUGCGAAAUUUCUUCCUCUAGGUAUAUCGCCAUGUUUAUCGUUAUUGUUCUCGUUAUCGUUAUCGUUAUCGUCAUCGUCCGUGCUUUUGUAGUUAGAUCUUAAACAACAAAUCGUUAACCCCCUAAGUGUACUUGAGUGUCUUUUUACACCAAUCCCCCCCCUCCCAAACAACAACAACGCACCCCUUAAAGGAAGAAGAGAGAAAAUAUUAAAUCAAUUUUACAGCGAGUCUCAGAUUUUACUUAACUACGCACAUAAGAUCACUCUUUAAAAACUCUACUUAAACUCUCAUUUCUGUAUAUACCUAAAAAUAUCUUUAAAAAAAAAAGGAAAAGAUAUAAAAAGAAAACGAAAAAAAAAAACAAAAACAAAAAACCGACUAAGGAUUGAAACCAAAAAGUGUCUUAGACCAACGACCAAAAUUAUAUUCUCUAUACAAGAAGGAAAGAUGAAACCGGGAAGCGGAGCGGAAACGGAAACGUAAACGUAAACGUAAAUGGAACUAAGCAACAAUUCCUGUACAUUAUCCAACUAUUCUAGCUAUGCAGAUAUCAAAUCUAUACCUUUUGCCAGUUUAUAUUUGUAUUCUGUUCACGAUCCAGCAACACAACCUACAUAUAUACACCUAUUAUAUAGAAGUGUAAAGUAAAACCUUAUCCAUAUAAUCCCAAUGUGCCGUCGAAGCAAUUACUAGUAUUUAAGACCGCAUAAACGAUACCCCGAUCCGAUACCGAUCCAAUCCAGUGCUGUAAAGUUUAUAUUUAAAGCCCAGCCCUCCUCCAAUCGCCAAGCACUGUUCGAAUACAACACGAUUUAAUACAUUCGAGAUCCUUUCUUCAUAAACGCAGUAUCACAAAACAAAUAAACGAGUAUAUAACAAACAGACAUAUACAUAUAGCUAAAUAAAUAAAUACAUAUAUAUAGUGAAUAGACCCGGCAGGAAGAUAUAGCGGUCCUCAGGCACAAGUGCAGCUCACAAUUGGAACAACCGGUUCCAAGCAGUGUCCUGCAACGACAAAUUUUACGAAGCAAGAAUCAAAAUAUGUAACGAACUCAAAACUAGAAAAAGGAAAAAACAGAAACCAUUUUUACUACCUACCAAUCUUUAACCUGAAUAAACAAAAUAAAUAGAUAGAUAUUAAAGAUAUUUCCAAAACGUUUCUCAACACUUACAACAAAGUCUACCAAUACUGUGUUUAUACGAAGCCGAUUUCAUUAACCAUUUUACGCAAUUUAGGGGCUUACGUGUGAGCUGUUGACGUCAAGAUACGCAUGUUAUUGAAAGGCGACAAUAUGCACACGAACGGUUCGGUGACACGUGUCUCGCGUUAUGCUGCUGCGCCUCUCGGCUGGUUGGUUGGUCGGGGCGGUGAACUUCGUUCUGCCAGGGAUCCUGGAUGGAUGGGAUGGUCGUAUUUGAACCUAGCCUAACAAAACUAUAAGUACACAUUUUAUGAAUUAAUGAACAAUAGACACAAGACUCGGGAUAGGCCCUUUUAUUUAUUACUAGGCCUCUAGGAGGAAACUCUACAGAACAGAUCCAGAUGCUGCAGAGAGUAGCAAAACCUCAUAAAAUCGUCUUUCAUUUGAUUCAGGGACUCGUGAAAUGCCUCGUAUAAGCAUUGUAUAAAAUUUGUUAGUUUUAUUCAAUUCAAUACCUAAGGGAAAAUUUAAUGUCCUGCAAGAAACAAUAAGGAGAGUGGAAUAGUUAGGAUAUACAGCGAUCCGAAGCCCCAUAUAAUAGACAUUGUUUAUAGAUAAUACAAGCGCCUCGUCCCCACCCACCCCCACCCCGAACACCCCAAGACCCCUCAUUGCUAAUCUACUUAAUAAAUGUAACAAAAACAAAAAAAGAAGCCACACAAAACUAAAAAAAACUUCUAAAGUGCAAAAAGGAAAUGUUUUAUCUGAUUCGAGUACCAGAACUUAUACAUACAUAUAUAUGCAUGUAUCUAAAGAUAAUCUAAUUGUUAAUAUUAGUAACCGCGAUGUUUUUUUGCAAGAUUUCCCCCUUUUUUUUAUUAUCGAUGUAAAACCCUAGUUAUAAACUAAACUUAAAUGCGAGGAAAAAGCAAAAUCUUUACAGGCGAAAACACACAAGAAAAAAAUCAACAAAAAAAAACAAUGAUGAAGAGACGAAAUAUAUAAUUAUAAAUGUAAUUUAUGUGGGCAACGCGCAAAAAUAUGAAAUAUACACAAAAACAAAACAAACAAAAAAAGAAAUAUAAAUCUUUUGUCCUUGCUGUUUUGUGUUAAACGAAAAACAUACUUAUAAAUAAAUAAAAAAAAUGCAACAAAAAACUUAAAGAAAUAUAAUAAUAAUAAUAACUAUAAUGGUUAAGAAAGUGAAAUUCUAAUUAUAAAUUAUACUAUUAUUAUACAAAUAUGAACUAAGUAAUUGUGUAUGUAAUAUAUGAUUACACUUAUGAAAUAACGUCGAUAAAAAUCAACUACAGCAACAAACAAGAAACCAGAGGAGAAUCAGCCAUAAGAUUAUAUUCAAUGUAAUAACACAGUUAUUUGUUUCAAAUAAAUCUUAAAUUUGAUUUUAAAGUCCAAGAAA